AUCCUACAUUCUUUUUGCUAAUUCUAAAUUAUUAGAUGGAGGGGAGGGCCCAUACAUAUAUCCAAAACAAUAAACUAAUCAAAGACAAAAAAAUCUAUACAUACAUAUAUAAAUAUAUAGUUGCAUCUGUAGAUAUAUCUAUCUAUCUACUCCCGCAAGCUCCGUUUCUGCUUCACCAGGCGGCGAUGUCGGGCCGGCGCAGCCUCAUGCAUUUCGAACAACUCUCCCUUCCAUCGUUUCAAGUUGUAGUGAUCAACGCAGACGUGGGAUGCCGCCGGUGCCAACACAGAGUUUCUCAGAUUGUCUCCAAGAUGACAGGGAUCAAAGAAUACAUGGUAGAUGUGAGGAGCAAACAAGUAAUUGCUCGAGGAGACUUCAGAGAACAUGAUUCAAUGCCAAAAAUCGCAAAAGGAGCUUCAAACCCUAUAAAACUCUUGCUGGCUUCCAUGUUGGCCAUAUGCUUAUGCGGAAUUAAUUCCUUUUCUAACCAUUAAUUAUACAAUAUGCAUUUCAUUAAAGUCAAAGGCAUCCGUUUGUGUCCAAAUGUGGUCAAACAAUUCAUGUGAAAGAAAAAAAGCACACUUUUUCAGCGCCCAUAUUGCGGAUAAUUAUAAUUAAUAUAUGUGGUGCCCAAUAACGGUUGAAGAGGCCCAAUAAUGAUCUUUUUGCGUCCAAUAUAUAUAUAUAUAUAUAUAGUUAACAAUAAAUAAAAUAUGGUAAAAAAGGCCCAGUAACGGUUUACGAGAUCCAACCUAGGUACAUGUGACCGACUAAGAAGCGUACGAAAAAAGCCCAUUAAUGAUAUAAGUAAGGCCCUACACGUUUCAAGCCCACGAGUCGUCAUUUUCGCUGAUCGAGGAUGACAAUCUUCGGACAUUUUAUUUCAUUACAUGUAUUCAAAUUAAAACCGAAUAUUAUUCGAUUUAAUCCGUUGAGUUCAAAAUUGAAUUAUUAUUAUUUCCGACAUGCGCUAACGCUUAAAAUCUUUCAGUUCGAAGAAGAAGAAAAAAAAUAAAGAAUUGAGAAUGGCCUCAGAAUUGCAGAAUUAACAGCAAGGCUUUAAAGGAAAAGCCAUUCAGUCCCGAAAGAUGGUGUUUUAUGAGAUAUAGAUUUCAUCAAUGGCCAAACAAACAAGCAUGGGAGAUGUAUAUAUACAUGCAUAUGUGCGUGUAAGUAUAGGUCUCAUGGCCAGUCCCAGAUGGUAAAGGCAACGACGCUGCUACAUAAGGCGAUGGAAUAUGAGACCCCCGAUCGACCUCCAACGGAGAAGCCUCCCUUCGAGAGAGAGGCUCCGUCAACGCCUUCAUCGGCCUUUUGCUGUGUGACGUUUACUCGUAGGGUUAUGCAACCAUUCUUUUUUUUUUCUCCGGUUGCCCCUUUUUCGAAUAGUAUCCGAUUUCUUGGAGAGAAAUCACACGUCAACGUACGAAUCUUUGGAAAGAGACUUUAAAAGCAGAAAACCGAAAGAGAAGAUCGAAUGAAACUCGUAAAAGUAAGAGAAAACACAGGACGAAAGAUGAAGGAAACGACGAAAUCACAUUCGAGAUGUUGUUGUUGGGUGAGAGGGUGUUUAUAUACCCGAAAUGUGACGGCGGGCAGGGGGGAUAUUGUUAAACUCGUGAAAACCCUAGAAUCGCGUCGGCCCAUUACAACUCUUGACAAAGCCCAGUGGUUGCCCAAGAUUGAUGUGAACCGUUUUGGGAUUCGCCCGUUGUCCGUCUCCAUGAAAGUCCCCAUAAUUUGGUUGCUUUCGGUCCGAACGACCCGAUCGUCGGUUCUUACAUGUCGAGCCUGAAACUCUCGACUGAGUUCUGAAGAAUUAUAAUCACAGCUUACAAGGUCUUAUAUGAUCGUCUUAGCGAAACCCUUCACCCUCCGAUUUCAUGUUUUUCUUCUCCAGCGAGGCGACCUUCUGGUUGAAUCACCAGUUCUGGGUUCAUCCUUUCGUUUCGUGAAUUGGAGCUUCUCCGCUUCGACCUUUGAAGAGCUUUUGAACCACACCACUGGGACCAAUUUCAUCCGACUUGGGUUUGCUUCAGCAUCGAUGGGUCGGUCUCGCGGUAACUUCCACAAUUACGAAGAUCCUAAUCCUACCCAG
Tarenaya hassleriana is the source of this 2098-nucleotide messenger RNA. RefSeq lists its product as uncharacterized. The record is from RefSeq and is a predicted model, not a curated record. NCBI's taxonomy places the organism in Eukaryota, Viridiplantae, Streptophyta, Magnoliopsida, Brassicales, Cleomaceae. Gene Ontology annotation, molecular function: metal ion binding. The transcript is spliced from 3 exons. Bases 36 to 494 code for a protein of 152 amino acids.